UCUCUCUCUCUCUCUCUCUCUCUCUCUCUCUCUCUCUCUCUCUCUCUCUCUCUCUCUGUGUGUCUCUGUGUCUCUCUGUGUUGUUUGUUUUUGUGUAUAUUUGUUGUCUAGUAAUGACAAGGCCCAAAUUCAGGCCCUGCCCUUCUUGCCAGACCCCCAAUCAGGCAAACAGGAAAACUUGUAAUGUUUGUUUUGCAAGCCUGUCCACCAAAAAGAAAAUUAAGGAAAAAGUGGUGUCACUGGAUAGCCAGUGGGGGGAAUCUGUCCUUAAAAGCAGAAAUGGUGGGCGUAUAAUUGAUUCUGCCCGUAUUGCAGUGAGUAAACUGGAAGCUGUGGGGUACAAGCCAAUUUUAUUUAUUGGCAAGCCAGACAAAAGGGCUUCAAAUAAAUGGGUUGCAGAUAUAAUUACACAUCUGCACCCCACUCCUGUCACUAAAACUCUUUUGGAUAAGAUGCGGAGGGCCUAUGAAUUUAUCUUGACAAAAUCAACCUCCUCAGCACAGCAACCGGAGAGUCAAGCGGCGGCGGAGAGUCAAGGGGCGGAGGGUCAAGCGGCGGCGGAGAGUCAAGCGGCGGAGGGUCAAGCGGCGGCGGAGAGUCAAGGGGCGGAGGGUCAAGCGGCGGCGGAGAGUCAAGGGGCGGAGGGUCAAGCGGCGGCGGAGAGUCAAGGGGCGGAGGGUCAAGCGGCGGCGGAGAGUCAAGCGGCAGGGGAGAGUAAAGCGGCGGCAGAGGGUCAAGCGGCAACGGAGGGUCAAAUGGUGGCGGAGAGUCAAGCGGCGACGAAGGGUCAAAUGGCGGCGGAGAGUCAAGCCGCGGAGGGUCAAGCGGCCGCGGAGGGUCAAGCGGCAGCGGAGGGUCAAACGGCGGCGGAGAGUCAAGCGGCGGCGGAGAGUCAAGCGGCGGCGGAGAGUCAAGCGGCGGCAGAGAGUCAAGCGGCGACGAAGGGUCAAAUGGCGGUGGAGAGUCAAGCCGCGGAGGGUCAAGCGGCCGCGGAGGGUCAAGCGGCAGCGGAGGGUCAAACGGCGGCGGAGAGUCAAGCGGCGGCGGAGAGUCAAGCGGCGGCGGAGGGUCAAGCGGCAGCGGAGGGUCAAACGGCGGCGGAGAGUCAAGCGGCGGCGGAGGGUCAAGCGGCAGCGGAGGGUCAAACGGCGGCGGAGAGUCAAGCGGCGGCGGAGAGUCAAGUAGCGGAGAUUCAAACCAAGGAGACUGUAUUUGUUCUUAACCUUGUUCCUCUGUCUUCCCCACUCUCUCCAACCUCUCUCUCUCCUACUUCCUCUUCUACUUGUACAACUAUUCUUCCUUCACUUUCUUCCCCACUUUCACUGCCAUGCUCUAAGUCUUUGCGACAAAUUAAACGGACAAACACCUCUACCUCUUCACGCUAUUCUCCCUCUGUCUCUCCUCCAUCUCUGUCUGCCUCUUCCAUCUCCACGUCUUUGAGUCAGGAAGGGCCACGUGUGAAGAACAGAAGAAAAGGUUGCCGAAAAUGUAGUAGGCAGAAGGUUUUCCAGUUUGAUCGAAUAACUGGGGAACGGAUAAAUGAGGGGAAAGCUGAAUUGAAAGUCCACUGGUUGCCAUGCACUGUGUGUGGCAAAACUUGGGAUGAUACGUGGGAGCCUGCCAGUGAAUUCGCACAUUUGAUGCCUAAUUCCCCACAUCCCAACCAGCUUUCAGCAUGA
Rhinichthys klamathensis goyatoka is the source of this 1679-nucleotide messenger RNA. Its product is annotated as myristoylated alanine-rich C-kinase substrate-like. The record is from RefSeq and is a predicted model, not a curated record. Lineage: Eukaryota; Metazoa; Chordata; Actinopteri; Cypriniformes; Leuciscidae. The transcript is spliced from 6 exons. Bases 114 to 1679 code for a protein of 521 amino acids.